Messenger RNA from Cladophialophora psammophila CBS 110553, 1803 nucleotides. RefSeq lists its product as uncharacterized. The transcript has 5 exons. Lineage: Eukaryota; Fungi; Ascomycota; Eurotiomycetes; Chaetothyriales; Herpotrichiellaceae. The coding region runs from base 1 to 1803 and encodes 600 amino acids. The record is from RefSeq and is a predicted model, not a curated record.
AUGGCGCUGAGAUUCAACACUGACGGACUCGGGAUUACUUACAUUGGCCUCGUCAUAGCAUGGACAUGUCUCUUGCUCCCAGCCGCCAUCUUUCUCAUUCGCAACCGACACCUCCCGUACCUGCGCAUUCGGAACAUUCCUCUGGCAGUCAGCGCCGUUGCAACUCUCCAUGUGUACUGGGUUUUGUGUAUGAUCGCCUACGUCCUCAAUGGAUUCUUCCCCUGUGCCACUGAAUAUUGGAUCAUGAGCAUCUACUUGCCAUUGGGGAUUGCCCUCUUCCAAGCGACUAAUUCGCAAUUGCUCUCUGUUGCAACGGCGCAGAAAAGAUAUGCGCAAGGAGAUGUCCUGAACGAAUCCAAGUCGACUACAAACCAGAAGACUCCUCUGUGGCGCAAGUGGUGGCAGAGACUCAAGACAUACAAUGCCACAAAGAACACCAUGGCAUGGAUCGGAAUUGGCAUGAGUGUCCAAGUUGUCUUCACUCUCAUCAUCUUUCUUGUUUCCCCGAAGCUUCAUGCCGGGUCUGGUGGCCCGGAUGGUGAGAACAUUAGAGCACGCUGCCGACGUGGAUGGGAAUGGUGGCCGUCUAUUGCCUGGCAAAUGUUCUGGUCUUGGAUGUAUGCCCCGAUACUCCUCUGGAGGGUUCGCAAUAUCCAUGACGUUCACGGAUGGCGGACACAAACCAUCGCCUGCAUUGUUGCUGGGUUACCCGCUUCACCUAUGUGGUUAGUUGCACUAUAUGCUCCACCAUUACAAACGACUACGGACAGGUACUUUGUCCCUCCUCUAUGGUUUUCUCCCUCUAUUGUCAUCAUGCAAGCCUCAGUUAUCUUUGUUCCCUUCUUCCAGAUAUUCAAGCACAGAAAACUUGAGACUGAAACACGCGAAAUCAUUGCCGAGUGGGAGGAAAAGCAGAAAUUCGACGGUUCAUCUGAUGCAGGAUCCAGGACGGCUGCAGUUCGAUCACGGACUUCUACGCGCCAGUCUGUCAAGAGCACAACAAGCGCACGCCAAGGAGAGAUGUACACCAUGAGCGCCCUCGAGACCACUUUGAAGUUGAAUCCUACUCCUCUCCUGAUGUUCUCGGCGUUGAAGGACUUUUCGGGAGAGAACAUCAGCUUUCUAAUUCACGUGCGAGACUGGAAGGCCAACUGGCUUACUGCAGCUCCCAGGUCCGGGGUGUUACGCAAGCAAGGACCUACCAGAAUCCAACACCCGGACGUGGUUCGACGACAGUUUCAACAAGCUGUUGGAAUUUAUGCUUCCUUCGUGAGCUUGAAAUAUUCGGAGUUUCCGAUAAACAUCUCUUCAGCUCAUCUCAGAGACCUCGAGGCCGUCUUUGAGCAAUAUGCCGCCCUUGUCUGCGCAGAGCCAACAUCCAACGCCGCUACCCCUUUUGAAAACUAUUGGUCAUCCACGGUCUCAGAGGAUCUGGAGAGCCAAAUGGGCAAAGACCAACUGUCAGUCGUGUCGACAGUCAUAGGAGCAGGUGGAAGGGACGAGCUGAAACGUGACACUAGUGAAUCACUUCAGUUGCAACAGUUAAAGAUGACCAAUUUCGGCGAGAGACUGCCCGCUAACAUUGGCAUUCCCGACGCUUUCGAUGAGACUGUUUUCGACAAGGCUGAGCUCAGCAUCAAAGAAUUGGUCCUGACCAACACAUGGGCCAAGUUUGUCAAGGCCGGAUUCGCCCAGAAUAGUGUCAAGUCGAGCUUUGCUGCUCGCCUUGAGGCCGCAGUGGACGCUUGUCGACUUCGAUUUCCAAGCCGAUCUCCAAACCUUGCUGGCAAGGAAAGGAAGUGA